AUGGGCUUGAUCCAAUUUAUUACAUCCUUGGGCAAGAAAUCUGAUCCAUCAAACAAAACCCAUCCUCAUCAAGCUGAUGGCUACAAGCCAGUACUCCCCAGCGAACACAGCAGCAAUGACAAGUUGACCACCACCUCCACCAGAAGUAGUAGCCGUAGCCAACAGCACGAACACGAAGGCUUUGGUAGCAGCUUUAGUAUGCGCUUCAAUGAAGAAAAUGUACCAGCAGCAUCAGCAGCAGCAUCAUCAUCACCACCUCGAUUUGGCAAUACUCAUCAUAUUCCUCCCCCAACACCAGAUGAAGGAGGAGGCAACGUCACACCUCAUUGGGAGCCGUAUUACUUGUUUGGCAAAUCAUCCAAUCCAGCUAACGAAAAGUAUAUUAAAAUCGAUGAAUAA
Molecule: messenger RNA, 399 nt
Organism: Lichtheimia ornata
Lineage: Eukaryota; Fungi; Mucoromycota; Mucoromycetes; Mucorales; Lichtheimiaceae
Exons: 1
Coding region: 1-399 (132 amino acids)
Source: RefSeq, a predicted model, not a curated record